This is a messenger RNA of Haliotis rufescens (red abalone), 1801 nucleotides long. Its product is annotated as endoglucanase E-4-like. The transcript is spliced from 11 exons. The record is from RefSeq and is a predicted model, not a curated record. Gene Ontology annotation, molecular function: carbohydrate binding; hydrolase activity, hydrolyzing O-glycosyl compounds. Gene Ontology annotation, biological process: carbohydrate metabolic process. Lineage: Eukaryota; Metazoa; Mollusca; Gastropoda; Lepetellida; Haliotidae. Bases 30 to 1781 code for a protein of 583 amino acids.
GAUGUCUUUCGUCACCAGGAACCUGCGCCAUGUUGCCACUAAUUCUUCUCCUGGUCGCUUCCGGUGCAACCGGAGAUGACCAGUCUACUAAGUUUGAGUUGAUGCAGCACUGGGACAACAACUUCGAGGGCAAGUUCUGCUUCAAACUGGCGACCGCCUCGGUCGGCUGGGAACUGGACAUCACCUUCAACGUACCAGUGCAGGGGAUUCAGCAAUGGGACGGCGACUUCAUUCACGGGUCGAAUUCAGGGUGUUCCGACAAAUACGCCAUGGUCAACAAGGGGUCGAAGGGUAUCCACGCUGCCGGGGAUUCUGUAUGCGUGCGCAUGAUGGGGAAGACAUGUGGUAGUGGUGGUGCUCCCACCGGAACUGGUAUCCUGAAGGAUCUCUCAAAUGACCACCAGACUCUGCCUAAGAUCCCCCACGUAGCAGGUGCACAAAGCACCAAGUACAACUACGCAGAGGUUUUGAUGAAGUCCAUCCUGUUCUACGAAGCGCAGCGAUCCGGUAAACUUCCGGCAAGUAACCGCAUCCCAUGGAGAGCUGACUCCGCCCUUGGUGACAAGGGGGCCAGUGGGGAGUAUCUCACUGGCGGCUGGUAUGACGCUGGAGAUAACGUUAAGUUCAACUUCCCGAUGGCGUGGAGUACGACGGUGUUGACGUGGGGGCUGUUGAUGUAUAAGGAUGCCUAUGUCAAGUCUGGUCAGCUCGACUGGAUGUACCAAAGCAUCAAGUGGCCUCUGGACUACUUCAUCAAGUGCCACACCAAACCCAACGAGCUGUAUGUCCAGGUUGGCGAUGGCGGUAUUGACCACGGCUCUUGGACCAGCCCAGAGCGCAUGACCGGAAAGAGACCCUCCUUCAAAAUCAGCGCUUCUUGUCCCGGAUCUGACAUUGCCAUGGAAACCGCUGCUGCAAUGGCUGCUGGUUCCAUUGCCUUCAAGCAGAAAGGAGAUACUGCAUAUGCCAGCACACUCCUGACCCAUGCGAAGCAGCUGUUUGAGUUUGGAAAGGCCUACCCUGGUAAAUACAGCGACUGCGUCAGCGCCGCGGCUGCAUAUUACAAGUCCCAGGACGACGAGGACGAGUUCAGCUGGGGAGGGAUGUGGCUGUACAAGGCUACUGGAGAUCAGACCUACCUGGACUUCGCUGAGAAACACUUCGUGAACAAAACCGCCUGGGGGUUCUCCUGGGAUGAAAAGAUCGGCGGUGCUAAUAUGCUUUUGUACAUUGAAACAAAGAAGGACAUCUACAAGAAGACAAUUGUGGGAACUUUCCAGGAUUGGUUCCCCGGUGGUAGCGUCACAUACUCCCCUAAAUGUCUGGCCUUCAGGUUACAGUGGGGCGCCCUCAGAUACGCCUCCAACACGGCUCUUCUGGCGCUUGUCGCUGCUGACGCCGGCAUCGACCCUGUAAAUAACCGAAAGUGGGCCAUGUCUCAGAUCAACUACGCCCUCGGUGACGCCGGGCGCAGCUACGUCAUCGGCUUCGGCACCAACCCACCACGACGUCCCCACCACCGAGCAGCGUCGUGCCCCAGCCUGCCUGCCCCGUGUGGGUGGGACGAACAGCAGAUGAAGGUGCCCGACCCCCACACCCUGUACGGCGCCAUGGUAGGCGGCCCUGGUAAGAGCGACGGCUACGUCGACGACAGGGGCGACUACGUCAAGAAUGAGGUGGCGUGUGACUACAACGCUGGAUUCCAGUCCGCCGUUGCAGGUUUGGAACAUCUUGCCAUAGCCAAGGAACUGCCGUCAACAUACAAGGAUGUGUGCCCAUAGGAAUAAAUGUAUAUAAUUGA